AUGUCUCCGUUAAUGAGUACUGCCAUACUUAUUACUCUAGUUACCUGCGCAUUUGCUUUAAAGUGCUAUUCAGGAACUGCAUCUGGUAAUGAUAAACCAUCAAAUCAACUGGACUGCCCGCCGACGGCUAAAUAUUGUAUGGCAGCCACUGUUGCUGGUAACCAAGAUGCGCAUACGCACGGCUGCGAAACUGGGCUUCUUUGCAAAAAAGAUGGUUGCGAAACAGCGAACUUGAUCACCACCUGCUGCUGCACCACGGAUCUAUGCAAUGAAGGCGUGAACUCCGGAUCGAAACCAAUACCAGCAGUUUUCUUCUUGCUAUCAAUCAUUAUAGCGAAGCUUAUUGUUUAUUGA
Messenger RNA from Cylicocyclus nassatus, 354 nucleotides. NCBI's taxonomy places the organism in Eukaryota, Metazoa, Nematoda, Chromadorea, Rhabditida, Strongylidae. The record is from the annotation of a GenBank genome assembly.